CAGUUCAAAAUAUUUAUUAUUUUAGAUACUGUUUAUAAUAAUUGAUAUUACGAUAUUGUUCAUGGAUUUAAAAUUUAAUAAUGUAAAAUAUUCAUCGUAAAUAUGUCAUAAUGUCGGUUACUUAAAUUUAUCUAACUGUUUGUGUUUACGUUAAGUCAUGUCAUUUAUAUCGAAAAGAGAACGAGUAUUUAACGAGUAUGAUCUUGUUGACUUGCCCGCGAGGAAUGAAGGAAAGUUGAAAGCGUACUCAUCAUGCACAGACGCGAGAGCCUGGUCACAUUUUUGUUCGGACAAAAGUGACCAUUUGGUGGAAAUCAUAAAACGAAACAAUGACACCGGCAGACCAAAGUAUAUACCAACUGACGUCAUUGUCAACACACUUAUGGUCACGAAGAACACAGAAAUUAAUCGUUUGAGACGAAAGAUUGAAGAAUUUGAACAAUUGUUAGCAGCAUACGAUCAGCUUGAACUUACAAAUGAACAAAAGAAUGAGAUAGCAAAUGCUCAUGCAGCUAUAAAAGCUGCCAAUAAACAACUCGAUGAUAUGUGUCUGGAUCUAGAUCUGUCAGGAUUCACGGAGGGUAUUGAUUCUGAAACUUUUGAGACGGGAAAAUCAAGAGGAGAUGAGAUAAUGAGAUUUCCAGACUUUGAGACUAGCUCAUCAAUAGCAACCGAGAGAUCUGUGGACAAAUCAUUUUAUCCGUGUAAAGAAACACAAACACACGUCCAGAGUGGACCUGUUAGCUGUCCGUGCGAUGCAAGCACUGUUGUCCAUGAUCCAAGGAUCGAAGAAAUGACAGAUACUAUAAUCAGAAAAGAUGCUAAAUUGAAUGCGAUGCGAAAUACAAUUGCUGUAAUGGAAAAUGACGUAUGUGAACCUUAUUGUAUAUAUGCUCAUAUUUACACAGCAUUAGAAAAAAUAUUUGGUACUUUAUGUCAAAAUGAAAAAUACAAGCACUAUCUUGAUCUCUUGACAUCGGGAAAAGACACACGAAACAUCGACAUAAAGGGGAAGAUCUUUUAUAAAUUGAAGGUAUUUGAAAAAUUCUGUUGCGCCCUAAUUUCUCCUUGUUCAAAAGACUGCUCGUGUUAUCAUACGGAGAUAAUUUCAAGAGUAGAAACUGCAUUCGCGGUGACUACACAAGAAAACUUCGAAAUAAAUAUCGAUAGUAAAAGAGCACAUCUUGUCGCUGAUAUAAUAGGAAAUGAUGAGAUGAAAGAAAUUUUAUACAAAAGUAAUACGUCCGGAGAAGAACAUGCUUUAGCAAAUGAAACUUUGUUUAUCAACAACAGCUGCACUAUAGAAGUACAAAAUUUGCAUCGAUUAAAGAAUUUACAAGCUUGCUAUGACGAACUCCUCCUGUGUUAUGAUGAAUUGAAAUAUGAAAAAAAUUGUAUGACACAAAAAUGUCUAAAAUAUGAUGAACUUGAAAAAGAAUAUGAAAUAUUGAAGAACAAAUUAAAUUCUUACAAUAUGGUACUUACGGAAAAAGAAUAUUACAGAAAACGUUCAGAAGACCUUGAUGGUCUUAAAGAGAAAUUUAUAGUACUGGCUGAUGAAACAUCUACUUUGGAAACGCAGUUACGUGCUCAAACUGAAAUAAUUGAUUCAAAAUCAUCGUUGUUGGAACAGCUCAGAAGUGAGAAUAUAUCAAUGAAAAAUAAAUUAAGCGAAUCCUCUACUGAUUGGGAAAAAGAAAAGCAUACCUUAAUUUGUAAAUUAAAAGAAAGUGAAUGCAAGAUUAUGUGUCAAGAUCAACAAAUAGAAACUCUGACAAUUGAGAUAAACAAGUUUCUAAGGAACAAUAAAGACAACGCCGAAAGAGAAUGUCAACAUGAGGUAGAAGAAUUUAUACAGCAAAUAAAUUCACUAAAGCAGGAAGUUAAAAAUCUUAAAGAUACUCUUUACUAUAAAGAGGACGAAAAUAACCACCUGAAAAAUGAAUUCCACGAGAAACUUAUGAUGGAUAAUCUAGAAAUAGAAAAAUGGAAAGAAAUAAAUGAAAAGAUGAUUGAACGUAACGAAAAGUUAGAGACAUUAAUAGACGAGUUGCAAGACUGCAUUAAAAAUUUAACCAAUGAAAAUCAAGAGUUACUCAAUGAAAAGAAAGAUUUAAAAGAUGAAUUAGUUAACAAAUGUUUAGAGUCGAAAAGUUUGAUGAUGGAAGCAGACAGUAUAAAACAGGAAAACAGUAACCUUUCUAACCAGUUGCAGGAAAUGAACCAGCUUUUUAAUGACAAAAUUCAAGAACUAGAAAGUGAAAAAAAAGAAGCUCUAAAUUCUUUAAAUCUGGCCAGUAAAGAAAGUAAAUUAUUAUUAGAAACUAUUAGUAAUUAUGGGAGAUUAUCAGUAAAUAGUGAGAAAACUGACGAUAACUUACAGAUUAGUGUAAAAAAAUCAGACGAAAAGGACAUAAGAACGUUAAACAACCAAACCAGUGGAAGUGAUGUCUUGCUAAAUGAAAUCGAUAAAUUUGUCGCACUUAAUACUGAAGGUAUCAAAAAUUUAAUAAGCCAAAGUCAUGAAAGUAUAAAACAUUUAGAAGAAAAAGAUAAUGAGGCAUUAGAAAGUAAACUCAGAGAAAUAGAUGAGUUGAAAGAAAAUUUAAAGGUUUCACAAAACUUGUAUGAAAAUCUUGAAGAAGAAAAAAGUAUUUUGUUAAAUAAAUUGAAGGAAAAGUCAAUUGAACUCGACAAAGCGGAUAUUCAAAUUCAAGUACUUAAAGAACAAAAAGAGUAUUUUACAACUGUUUUGGAAGAAAACAAAAAAAUUAAAGAUGAGCUGGCAAUGAUAAAACACCGAAACGAUGUAAUGUUUGAAGAAAAUAAUAAUUUAAAGAAUGAUUUAUUACUUAAAAAUCAUGAAAUUCAGAAUCAGUUGAACAUAUUAGCUAAGUUGAAAAUAGAAAAGAAACUUUUCAUUUCACUUUCGGAGAGAGUUAGAACGUUGGAACAGAACUAUUUUAACUUAUGUAGAGAAUAUGAUAAUUUACUUCUCGAAAAGGAUAAUAUUGAAGAUCAAAUAUCUAGAAAAACACGUGAAAUUAAUAAUUUACAAAGUGACAUAAAGUCAAAAAAAGAUGAAAACGUAAAAUUGGUUACAGAAAUCCAAGCACUACAAGAACAACAACAAUUAUUACAAAAUGAAAUAGAUUCAUUGCAAUCGGAAAACUUUAACAUAAAGAGAUCUCUGGACGCGACAAUAGAGGAAAAUAAUAUGCUCACAAAUAAAAUAAAAUUAAAAGCAGCUUUAGAAAAUGACCACGAUGAGUUAAAAACUUCUUACGAUGAAAUUAAAAAAGAAAACGAAAAUCUUGAGCUUGAAUUACAAUCUAAAGCAAUUCUUUUGCAAAAUCUAGAGAUAAGAAAUCAAGAGUUGCAAGAAGCAACUAAGAAUCUAAUGGCAUAUAAUGAGAACAUAGAAGAUACUUUAAUAAAAGCAAGAAAAGAGCUUCAACUACAGGCAAAAUCAUCUAGCUCUUUACAAGUGGUUGAUAUAAAAAAUGAAGUCGAGAAAAUUAAAGAAGAGAAUUAUUCUAAUCUGAACCGAAUCCAAGAACUUUUGAACGAAUUGAAAGAAUCGGAUCAAACUAUAGCUAAUCUUGGUAAAGGAAUUGCUGAUCGUGAUGAUAAAAUAGCUAUUUUAGAGAAUCAAGUUAAUGAAUUAGGAGAUGAAGUCCAAAGAUUACAAACAAGCCUAGCAACCAUGUUAGAUAUAGGCGAGAAUAGAGAUGUCAGGAAACACGAAAUAGAUCAAUCACUGAAGAUAAUGGAAGCACACCAUUCUAAAGCAACACAUAAUAUGAGAAUUGAAUUGGCAAAGUUAAAGGAUGAAAAUCUACAAUUAGAAGAAAAACUCUCAACGACUAUGAUAGAAGUUGAAACAUCUGCUAAAGAAAAUGAAAGUCGGUUAAGUGGCGAAAGAGAAAUUAUUGCCACGGAUAUAAAGCAACUUGAAAUUAAAUGUGUUGGUGAUAGCGCUUUGUCACCAGAUAAUUGUAGCCUCAAAAGUAUAAUGACGUCAUUGGAAAGAAUUGACAAUUACAUUGAAACAAGAAAUAAUUCAUGUAAUUUAGUGUUAAGCAAAGCUGAUGAGGCAAAAAAAAUUGUUGAAAAAGAAAAGCAAAAAAUAUCCAAAGAAAAGGAGCAAGCAAUAAAAGAGAAACUAGACGCACAGAAAGAAUUAAGCGUUAUUAAGAAAACCUUAGAAAAUCAAUUAUCUAAAGACAAAAGUGUAAUUAAUGACUUAGAAGCUGAAUUAUUUAAUCAAAAGCUUUUGAUCGAUAAACUUAAACAAUCUGUAAGAAUUUAUAUCUUAAAAUUGGAAGAGGAAAUUUGUUCUAUGCAAGACAUGUAUAGUAAAGCAUUAGAUAAAAUAAAUGAAUUAGAAGCGCAAAUAGAAGAUGCUAAUAAUGACAAAAAAGAAAAUGAAGAAACAAUUAAUAAAGUUAAAUUGGAGCUUCAAGAAAAAAGUCAAGAUAUUAAAUAUCUCAAAUCUAUGUUAGAUGUUUUAAAAAAUAAACAAGUAAUCGAUUUUUCUGCACAAACUGUAUUAGAAAAUAAUUUAACGAACAUAUCAACACAAACUGAAAAACUAGACUUGAAUGAGAUUGAUAGUAGUUAUUUACACGAGACUAAUAUGAAUAAUAAAAUUAUUGGAGGCUUCGAAGAAGGAAGAGUCCUGAAUAAGCAAUCCGAUGGUUGUAUCGUACCAAAAUCAGAUAAAGAGGAAAGUCACUUGUUAAUUAAUAUACAACAUGAUGUCAAGGAAGUCCAAAUUUUAACAGCAAAUGUAGAGCCAACUUUAGGAUUUGUAAAAAAUGCGUAUGUAAACUAUAAAAUGAAGAAGCUUAGUUUUACAGCAAUGGAACAAUACUCGGUUUCAUGUAUUAGCAAUGAUACAUUUGAUUCUGUGAGUAAGCAAUCAUGUCAAGGAAAUGAAAUGAGUUCAAGUCCGAUUAAUAAUGCGACAAAAUUAGAAAUAGCUUCCAAAGUAUCGACGUAUAAAAUUGUCGAUGAUGAUAUUACUUCAUUCAGUUUAAUAUCAAACAUGGAAAGUGAUAAAAUUGGAAUUGGUGCACCAAAUGUUGCAAAGGUGAAAGAAAUUAGUACUGAUAAUAUUUUAACUAUUACUAGCGAAAGUAAUGAAAUGAAUCUAUCUUUAACUCAUUCAAAUGUUGUUACUAAUAAGGAUUUCAUUAUUAUUUAUCGAGACUCCGAUUGUGACGAAAGUAAAAUCAAUACAGAAAUUCUGAAAGAAAAAACGAGAUUAAAUGAACCAAUAUAUAAGACAGUUAGCAGAGAAAUACUUCUACCACAAAACGAUUAUUAUUCUGCAAAAAUAAUAUCUGAUACAAAAUCAUUUGAAGAGAAUAAAUAUAAUACUGAGAAUGUGAAACCUUUGAGUGAUGAAGAUAAAGGUAAUUUGCUAGCCUCAAAACCUGUUUAUUCGCACAUCUCCUUAAGCGAAACAACUUUUAUAAAAGAUCUGGCUAUUGUAAAAAAGGUUAGUAAAGCAGAGCAGAGAAAUGGAAUAAAUGGCAGUAAAGGAACUGAUAGUCGCCUCUCGCGGUCAUUUACUUCUCUAAAGUCACAUAGGGAAAAUUGUGAUCCUGUAGAAGUGAAAGAAAACCAUAAGGAAGAAAUAAUAUUUAACAGUGUGCCCAAAACUAAGAUCGACUUGUACUUGUAUGAACAGAAUAUAUUAGAUCACAAUAGUUAUUUAUAUAACGGAAACAAUAAAAUAAAUGAUUCAGUGAAUACUACUUCGCAAUUAGAUUUAACAAAAGGGGAAACCGCAUUUGGAAAAAGUAUUGAGUACACUACGAAUACAUUAAAUAAAAUUGGAAUUGAAAACAAAAGAGACGACAAUAAUGGACACCUUGAACUUACGAAUACUGAAAUAUUCAAUGAAUUUCUAAGAAGGACAUACAGCAAUGAACAACUUAGGAAGCCGCAUGCUUUUACAAAUAGCCCAGUCAUUGCAAAACAUUCAAACUUAUUGAUUGGUAUACCAAAAGAAAUGAAUGUUAAAUAUGGUAAAAAUGUCACUAAUAUCGACAACGUAAAGACUAAAGAUGUCGCAGUCAUGGUCCAAUUCGACAACCAUCAAGAAAAGAUCAAAUUUCUUACAAGUACUUUAGAAAAUAUAGACAGGAGUUACAAAGAAAAGAUUCGAGCAAUCAAAGCACAAUAUGACAAUAAUAUUAAAAAUAUUAUGAAUGAACAUAACCAAGGUGUCCAAAGUUUACAAAGUCUUCACGAGGAAACAUUACAAGAUAUUUUAAAGGUACACGAAAAUGAAACUGAUAAUUUAAGAAGUAUGAGCAUUGAUGCAAUGCGAAAAGUUGAUAAACUUGAGAAAGAAAACAAAAUGUUAAGAGCAAAAAUUAUUUUAAAUAACCCUUCAAAUGCAAAUAAGGACAUGGCAAACGUUUCUUCCCAUGAUAUAAACAAACAGAAUGUAAAGAAGAAUUCAAAUUACGAAAUAAAAACAUUAACAAAAACCGAUGUUGAAGAAUUCAACUACAAUCCAAAAGCAAAGGUACACGGCCCGUGUACUUGUUCCCUUGAUAUCAACAUUUCUGAUACGAUUCGCAAUAUAUUUGAGCAAGUGGAUGUUGAACAAAGAAAAAUUGCAGAACAAGCAUAUUUGAAAUACAUAGCAAACAAAUUAUUGACGGAAAAUAUUGAGGCAUUGGAUGCUCAAGAGCUCUCUUUUCUGCAUUUUAAAAUAUGUAGAACUUGGAAAUCAAUACUCCGUAAAGAAGAAGUACUCAGUAAAAGAAUAGACUGUUUAGAAACCGAAGUUAUUAACAAACAACGACAAAGGAAUAAACACAUCGCUGAGAUAGAUCGCAAAGUGGCGGAGGAGAGGCGGCGUUUACAAGAAGUCCGUGAGGCAGUGUGCCGGGACUCGUUUGAGGUUCCGAGCAGUCCUUCACAACCGACAAAAAGUCAAGACCCCAGUACGCUGUCGUAUGAAAGUAACGCUACGCGUUCACCCGUCAAUUCUUAUAAUGUAAGCAUUGACGAAAGACUUCCGGCUGGUGAUCUCGCGCCGGGACUGCCUUGCUCUGAACUAAGAUAUCGAAGUACAAACCGGGAAUCACAAAAGACAAUCUCAGGUAAAGGCGAGGAGCGUCGAGAAAAGAAAUUAUAUUGCGAUGAAAAGCCAACGCGUUUGCGACGUACGACAGAUCGAUCGAAUCCGCGAGCACACAAAAAAUAAUAAAUCUUUUUAUAAAAAUCUGCUUAACAACUACUAAUUUUGAUUAAACUGAAUAUUCGUUUAGAGGACAAUGUAAAAAAAAGAAAUUACUAGUAUUUAAAAUUAAAAAGAAAUUAACAAUCCUUGGAAGGUAACAACCCUAAAAUGUUUCUAAAUAUGAAAAAUUUUAAUAAUGUCUUUCGAAUGUUUUGUUUGUCUUUUAUAUUAAUUUAUAUUUAUUGUA
Papilio xuthus (Asian swallowtail) is the source of this 7454-nucleotide messenger RNA. RefSeq names its product protein PFC0760c. Bases 158 to 7231 code for a protein of 2357 amino acids. Lineage: Eukaryota; Metazoa; Arthropoda; Insecta; Lepidoptera; Papilionidae. The record is from RefSeq and is a predicted model, not a curated record. The transcript is spliced from 21 exons.